This is a messenger RNA of Budorcas taxicolor (takin), 1224 nucleotides long. It is a transcript of the gene WNT5A, whose product is annotated as Wnt family member 5A. Gene Ontology annotation, biological process: canonical Wnt signaling pathway; multicellular organism development; neuron differentiation. Lineage: Eukaryota; Metazoa; Chordata; Mammalia; Artiodactyla; Bovidae. Gene Ontology annotation, cellular component: extracellular region. Bases 82 to 1224 code for a protein of 380 amino acids. The transcript has 5 exons. Gene Ontology annotation, molecular function: cytokine activity; frizzled binding. The record is from RefSeq and is a predicted model, not a curated record.
CCUCAGGCUUAACGAGGACGCUCCGCUCCGGUUCUUCGGCUCUGGUGGCGACUUCCUCUCCGCGCCCCCCUCCCCCUCGCAAUGAAGAAGUCGAUUGGAAUAUUAAGCCCAGGAGUUGCUUGGGGGACGGCUGCAAGGGCAAUGUCUUCCAAGUUCUUCCUAAUGGCUUUGGCCAUAUUUCUCUCCUUCGCCCAGGUUGUAAUAGAAGCUAAUUCUUGGUGGUCGCUAGGUAUGAAUAACCCUGUUCAGAUGUCAGAAGUAUAUAUCAUAGGAGCGCAGCCUCUCUGCAGCCAACUGGCAGGACUUUCCCAAGGACAGAAGAAACUCUGCCACUUGUAUCAGGACCACAUGCAGUACAUUGGAGAGGGCGCCAAGACGGGCAUCAAGGAGUGCCAGUAUCAGUUCCGACACCGGCGGUGGAACUGCAGCACCGUGGAUAACACCUCUGUCUUCGGCAGGGUCAUGCAGAUCGGCAGCCGCGAGACGGCCUUCACGUACGCGGUGAGCGCCGCGGGGGUGGUCAACGCCAUGAGCCGCGCCUGCCGCGAGGGCGAGCUGUCCACCUGCGGCUGCAGCCGCGCCGCGCGCCCCAAGGACCUGCCGCGGGACUGGCUGUGGGGCGGCUGCGGCGACAACAUCGACUACGGCUACCGCUUCGCCAAGGAGUUCGUGGACGCCCGCGAGCGGGAGCGCAUCCACGCCAAGGGCUCCUACGAGAGCGCACGCAUCCUGAUGAACCUGCACAACAACGAGGCCGGCCGCCGGACGGUGUACAGCCUGGCCGACGUGGCCUGCAAGUGCCACGGGGUGUCAGGCUCGUGCAGCCUCAAGACGUGCUGGCUGCAGCUGGCUGACUUCCGCAAGGUGGGUGAUGCCCUGAAGGAGAAGUACGACAGUGCGGCGGCCAUGCGGCUCAACAGCCGGGGCAAGCUGGUGCAGGUCAACAGCCGCUUCAACUCGCCCACCACCCAGGACCUGGUCUACAUCGACCCCAGCCCCGACUACUGCGUGCGCAACGAGAGCACCGGCUCGCUGGGCACGCAGGGCCGCCUGUGCAACAAGACGUCCGAGGGCAUGGACGGCUGCGAGCUCAUGUGCUGCGGCCGCGGCUACGACCAGUUCAAGACGGUGCAGACCGAGCGCUGCCACUGCAAGUUCCACUGGUGCUGCUACGUCAAGUGCAAGAAGUGCACGGAGAUCGUGGACCAGUUCGUCUGCAAGUAG